This is a messenger RNA of Perognathus longimembris pacificus (Pacific pocket mouse), 2180 nucleotides long. It is a transcript of the gene Sh3gl2, whose product is annotated as SH3 domain containing GRB2 like 2, endophilin A1. The record is from RefSeq and is a predicted model, not a curated record. Lineage: Eukaryota; Metazoa; Chordata; Mammalia; Rodentia; Heteromyidae. The transcript has 9 exons. Gene Ontology annotation, molecular function: protein binding. The coding region runs from base 91 to 1149 and encodes 352 amino acids. Gene Ontology annotation, cellular component: glutamatergic synapse; presynapse; cytoplasm. Gene Ontology annotation, biological process: synaptic vesicle uncoating.
UCACCAGCGGCGGCCCGGCGAGCGCGCCGCCCGGAUCGGCCCUCUCGUCCCGCACCCGCAGCUGCCCGCGUCCGCGCGUCCUCCCGCACCAUGUCGGUGGCCGGGCUUAAGAAGCAAUUCCACAAAGCCACUCAGAAAGUGAGUGAGAAAGUCGGAGGAGCUGAAGGAACCAAGCUAGAUGAUGACUUCAAGGAGAUGGAGAGGAAAGUGGAUGUCACCAGCAGGGCUGUGAUGGAAAUUAUGACGAAAACAAUUGAAUACCUUCAACCCAAUCCAGCUUCCAGGGCUAAACUCAGCAUGAUCAACACCAUGUCAAAGAUCCGUGGCCAGGAGAAGGGGCCAGGCUAUCCGCAGGCAGAGGCGCUCCUGGCAGAGGCCAUGCUCAAGUUUGGAAGAGAGCUGGGAGAUGAUUGCAACUUUGGUCCAGCCCUUGGAGAGGUAGGAGAAGCCAUGAGGGAGCUCUCAGAGGUGAAAGACUCUUUGGACAUGGAAGUGAAGCAGAAUUUCAUUGACCCGCUUCAGAAUCUUCAUGACAAAGAUCUGAGGGAGAUUCAGCACCAUCUAAAGAAGUUGGAAGGGAGGCGCCUAGACUUUGAUUAUAAGAAGAAACGGCAAGGCAAGAUCCCAGAUGAAGAGCUCCGUCAAGCUCUGGAGAAAUUUGAUGAGUCUAAAGAAAUUGCUGAGUCAAGUAUGUUCAACCUCUUGGAGAUGGAUAUUGAGCAGGUGAGCCAGCUGUCUGCACUUGUGCAAGCCCAGUUGGAAUACCACAAACAGGCAGUGCAGAUCCUGCAGCAGGUCACUGUCAGACUGGAGGAAAGAAUAAGACAAGCUUCAUCUCAGCCUAGAAGAGAAUAUCAGCCUAAGCCACGAAUGAGCCUGGAGUUUUCUACUGGAGACAGUACUCAGCCCAAUGGGGGUCUCUCCCAUACAGGCACACCCAAACCUUCAGGAGUCCCAAUGGAUCAGCCCUGCUGCCGAGCUCUGUAUGACUUUGAGCCUGAAAAUGAAGGGGAGCUGGGUUUCAAGGAGGGCGAUAUCAUCACGCUCACUAAUCAAAUUGAUGAGAACUGGUAUGAAGGAAUGCUUCAUGGCCACUCGGGCUUCUUCCCCAUUAAUUAUGUAGAAAUUCUGGUUGCCCUGCCCCAUUAGGGGGUUAUGCUGGCUGGCUCACCUCCUUUUGACCCAGAUAGUUAAGUUUAACCACUGCUUUGGUAAUGCUGCUUACAAUACAUCUUGAAUGCAGGCCGCAGUGGACCAAGUCAUGGAGCCCACAAGUGUGUGGAUCCCACAGGAAUCAUGGUGAUGGAUGGUAUCUUCUGAGCCCAGUGGGGCAUGGCAUGUGCUUUUAAAACACCAUCUGAGACUAGCCAGUAGUCACAGAACUGCUGUUUACACAGUUCUCAGGAGGCCAUGGUUUCUUGAAAUAUGACCAUGAGCCACAUCACAGAUAAACCAUCCUACCGAAGAUAUUGUCUAUCACCCAGGGGCCAUCUCAAUGCCUCAGGUUCUCCAUUUACGCAGGAGCAAGUUCUUGCUUUCACAUUGUCCUUUCCAAAAUACUAUGUGACUCACAGAAUUGUCAAAGACAAGCCUCCCUCACCAGCAAAUUCUCUUCUGGUCUAAGUGAGUUAUUCUCUUGAUGCCAGCGGUAGAAAAGUAUUGAUUGUGGGUUCAAAGCAUUCUCUUAAAAUGGCCACCUUUGUUCUCCUCACUUUAGCCUGUUCCUGAGGCACAGCUAGUUUUCUUCCCUCCUUGUUGUUACAGCCCUCCAGAGAUUCUCAUUUUAUUUCUGAGUGAGACAGAGAGCAAUCAGCACAUUGUAGAAGGGGCAGAAAAGAGGAAAUUCUCCAUGAGGGAGAAUUGGGAAGAGAUCUGGUUUCCAAGCUUAAAUUCUUACUGUACAGAAGCCAUGUAUAUAUUUAGACUACUUCUGAAGCAUACAGGGAAUGGGGGAACAGCUAUCUUCUCUUCAGUUGUGUUUAUGAAUUAACACAUUUCAUGAAUCCAUUUGGCACAGAGACAUAAGGAGAAAAAAACCACGAGUAACCAUUUUCCCACUAUUUCAGAGGGCAAGAAAAAAUAAAUGUCUCUCUUUUCCACUUUCACCUUGUGUUCCUUGGACAUCAUUUGUGCAUAUUCUGCCCUCAAUGAGGACCAAAUAAAGAUGAUAUUUGUGCUUA